Molecule: messenger RNA, 840 nt
Organism: Melopsittacus undulatus (budgerigar)
Lineage: Eukaryota; Metazoa; Chordata; Aves; Psittaciformes; Psittaculidae
Product: outer dense fiber protein 3-like
Exons: 7
Coding region: 1-840 (279 amino acids)
Source: RefSeq, a predicted model, not a curated record
AUGUCGGACAGCCCCUGGGUGUGCAGCUGGAGGCCCCACUGCCCUCGGGGCCCCAUCACUGCCCUCUACACCAGCCCCGGGCCCAAGUACGGGCUCCCCUCAAGCAUCGGUUUCCUUGCGCACGCCCCGUGCCGGCCCCGCGCUCCCGGAGCGGCCGCAGCAGCAGGGCCUGGGCCCCGUGUACCUGGUGCCUUGGGGCAGCACCGCCCACGGCAGCACCCGGAGCCCCCGUCCUCCAUCUGCGGCCGGCCCCGGGACCCGCUGCCCUUCAGCACCCCCGGCCCAGUCCGGUACUUGGUGCAGCCCCACGGCCCCCGCCUGCUCCCUGAGCCCCCGCACCCGGCACGGGGCCGUGCAGCAGACACCAGAGGCCCCUCUACCUAUCACCUGCCCCCCAUGCUGGGCCCACACCUUGUGAGCAAGACCUCAAAUCCAGGCCCAGGCCGGUACCACACGGUGGACACGGACGUGUACAAGCACCGGGCACCGCGGUUCUCCAUGGUGGCGCGGAACAUGCCGCCGGGGGACACCACCACCAAACCGGGCCCCGCCGCGUACAGCCCCCGGCAGAGCCGGCCCCAGGGAGUGACCUUUGGCAUCCGCCACUCCGAGUACCUGACACCAUCGUGGACCUGCCCUGUCCCCAUGACCCCGGAUGACCUCCUGGCCUCCAUCCCCCCCCCGUGUCACCCGGUGCAGCAGGGGGCGCUCCGCGGGUCCGCCCGCCGCCAGGGGGCGCUGCCGCGCGUGACGCCGGCCUCGGCGGACGCGCCCUCCCCACAAGCCCUGCCCCGCAGUAGGCUUGCAGUUGUGGGGUUGUUAUGGCUGCUUCCCCCAUAA